Messenger RNA from Alternaria postmessia, 537 nucleotides. RefSeq lists its product as uncharacterized. The coding region runs from base 1 to 537 and encodes 178 amino acids. The transcript has 2 exons. The record is from RefSeq and is a predicted model, not a curated record. NCBI's taxonomy places the organism in Eukaryota, Fungi, Ascomycota, Dothideomycetes, Pleosporales, Pleosporaceae.
AUGGCCGAAGAAUUCGUACCAUGCUCUUCGACAGUCCUCCAGUUCGCUCAGAUAGCCGAGUGCUAUAACUCGUCUUUCGUCUAUUACAGCGUCGAUGCUUGUACACCACCUGAUCAAAUAUCGUCGUCGUCGCUGAUUGCAACAUCAUCGUCCUCCCCAUCUUCGACCCCAUCUUCUAGUGCAGUGAGCGGACCCAAGAAGAACAACACUGGUGCUAUAGCUGGUGGUGUAGUUGGUGGCGUGUGUGGACUUGCUCUCAUCGCUGUCGCUAUCUUUUUACUUCUACGGCGUAAGAAGAAACGGGAUCAAGUGCCAGAGAUACCCUCCGACGAGCGACGAGAGGUUGGUGGAAGUGCAAUUACUGAAUUGCCACAUGAAGAUCGAAAGCAAGAGAUGGAUUCCAAGAACAUAGCACCUCAGGAAAUCGGUGCCAAGCCUAGCGUGGAAAUACCACCCGCUGAGCUGCCAGGCGACGAUGUUGCUCAGGAUUCUCAGUACAUACCUGACUCUCAGCUCACUAUCGGUGAGAAGCGCUAA